Molecule: messenger RNA, 2181 nt
Organism: Fonsecaea nubica
Lineage: Eukaryota; Fungi; Ascomycota; Eurotiomycetes; Chaetothyriales; Herpotrichiellaceae
Exons: 1
Coding region: 1-2181 (726 amino acids)
Biological process (GO): regulation of DNA-templated transcription
Molecular function (GO): zinc ion binding; DNA-binding transcription factor activity, RNA polymerase II-specific
Source: RefSeq, a predicted model, not a curated record
AUGCCCAAAGAACGCCAGACAUGUACCGAGUGCUCGAUGCGCCGGCAAAAGUGUGAUCGCAACCUGCCCUGUGGUCGCUGUGUCAAACGGGGCGAUGCUGCAAAAUGCACGCGCGAGUGGCCAGAAGGCGGUUACGAUCCUAAAGUCCACCGAAUCUAUCCUCGUUCCUCCACAGCAGCAGACGCCAGUCCCACAGCCACUGACACGUCUCCUCAGACCAACAAUGGCAACCCGGCAGAAGCUGUUGUACACCCGUCCCUUCGAACUCCCAAAUCUGUGACUUCUGGGCCUAGUCCACACGACCAAACAUCGGCCUAUCCAAGCAGCCUUGGAACCGCGCCAGCCAAUGGCCCAGUUACUGACGUCGACAAUGCCGCAUCCGUACUAGAGUUCCUCACCUGGGGUCGGAGCAAGCUAUCGGAUUAUGAUCUAAAGGCAUUGGAUCUCCUCAAGGAGCCUCACCAAUCUGGUACAGCGGCGCUUCCCAAGGACAACGGACCCGACUGGGAUGUUUCAAACGGCCUUGGCGGGACUGGGGCGGCCCAAGUGUCGUUUCUACAACUACUCCUUCCCAGUCGUAAACAGGUAUUUCAGUUGGUCGAGUACCAUGUCAGCUCCAUUUUGUGGUAUCACGGGUGCUUCCAUGGUCCAACAUUUUACGAAGAGCUCAAAGAGGUAUAUAAAGGGCCCAGCGGACUGCAAGUCAGAAACAUGGAUCUCAGAUGGACCGCCUUACUCUUUGCCGUAAUGGCAGCCAGCAUGACUUGUGCCAAUGAGCAGCUGGCUAUGAGCUGGGGCUUCAAGAAGAACGAAAGAGCCAAGCUGACCAGGCAAUGGUACAAGGCUACGGUAUCGUGCCUCAACCUUGCCGACUAUAUGUGGCGUCAUCAUAUCUACUCAGUCGAAGCCAUUACCACACUUACUAUGUCUGCUCAUAUCUUGGGGUUCAGCAACACUCAGAGCACCUUGCUGGGAGCCGCGCUCAAGAUCGCCCAAGGGCUUGGUUUGCAAAGACUGGGACCAGAAGACGACGGGAGCACCAGCGCUGGGUCUUCCGCCUUAUUGACACCUGUCUUACGAGACAAGAUAAUCAAACGUGAGACGGGAAGGAGACUCUGGCAACAGUUGUGUAUCCAGGAUUGGUUCUCAAUCCCCUUUUCCGAGAUGUAUUCCAUCCAGAGGAUACAUUUUUGUUCGCUCAAACCUAUGAACUGCGAUGAAACCACCAUGCUACCUCUACCCGAUGAUGUCCCAAGUAUGACAAGCUUCCCGAAUUUCCUUGGUGAUAUCGCAAGCUUGAUGCCGCAAAUACAUGAUGCAAUUAUCUCAUCGAACACAUUAUACACCAAGUACGAACAAAUUCUAGACUACGACGCACAAAUGCGGUCCCUUGCGACGGACGGGCUCCCUCGCUAUUUCUCCAUGAGAGAACCACUCCAGCCAGAGUGGCCCGCAUUUAUCCCGUGGGCGCGACGGAGCUUGACCAUUUGUUUCGCUCACAAGAUCAUCAUGAUUCACAGGGCGUUUCUGGGUCGCAGCUUUACAGAGCAAGCAUUUGACUUUACACGUCGAACAUGCAUGGCAGCUGCAAAGACAAUACUAAAAGAGGCACGACAGGCGUAUGACGAGGAAGGACCUAUGCUCUGGAUCGAUCAAGCUUUUAUGGUCGCCGCAGGAAUAACACUCGCCCUGGACAUCUUCCACCGUGGACCCAACGAACCCGAGUACGAGGAACACCGGAAGCUGGUGGAGAAUACCAUCACGAUGUUGGGCAAGUUUGAAAACAGCAUGAUUGCAAUGCGCGGCAUUCGUUUGCUGUCCUCCUUGCUUGCUGAGCAGGCCCGGUUGACGGCUGACCAGACCCUGGAAAACUAUAGAAAGCGCACACAUGACACCAUGACUGGAGAUCACGGUCAACCUAAGCGGCAGAAAUUCAAUGUGCCCAAGUUUGUGGAGUCGUUUGUUGGAAACGACUCAUUCACACAUACUCUGCGGUCUGCGAAUCGAGGUGCCGAGCCGUCACUCGAACUGUAUGAACCGACUGAAUCGAAGACACCUGGAGCACAGGAUCCGAUGAUUACGUCCGACUUGGGAUACGAGACAUUUGAACAGCUCUUUCCACCCCAUACCGGUAUCAGUAACAACUUUCUCUUUGAGGAUCUGCUGAACUUCGACAUCUGA